This is a messenger RNA of Asterias rubens (European starfish), 2918 nucleotides long. RefSeq lists its product as uncharacterized. NCBI's taxonomy places the organism in Eukaryota, Metazoa, Echinodermata, Asteroidea, Forcipulatida, Asteriidae. The transcript is spliced from 4 exons. The record is from RefSeq and is a predicted model, not a curated record. The coding region runs from base 125 to 814 and encodes 229 amino acids.
GAAUAGCUAGCUAGCCACGCUUCAAGAAUUAGCCAGCAGCCUAAUCUAACACAAGUUGAUCGGGAAUUAUAACUUCAGUAAUUGGUAAUCGAGAUUUGGUAACCAGCUUCAACUAAUAGCAGGGAUGGAUGCUAACAAGUUUGUAACUUCGUGCUGCGUGGGGAACAUUUGGGGUUUGUACAGCAUAAUCCUCGUACUUUUCGGUGUAGUUGCCUCAAUCAGUGCUUCUCCAACCGGUACAGUAAUAACACAAGCCAGCACACCAGACGAAGACCAGUCAUUAUCAGAUAGCUCAACACGUCCACUGCUCGUCACGUAUUACGCCAGGAUCUUAGACAAAACACUUCAAUCAAUCUACGAAGACUUCGUCGAAGAGCGAUUUACAGGUCGUUCACGCGAACCAAAGGCAGUCGAGUCCAUCUUAAUGAAGCUCCCUGACCGUAAAGACCUCUUUCCAAACAUCGUCUUGACGAGUCGAAUGCCCAGCCGCAUGUGGAUGCAUGUGAGGAUCCUUCGCUUGUUUAACCGUUCAAUGGAUGGCAUCAUAUUUGACGAGAAUAAAAACAACGCAAGUUAUAACUUUGGGUCGAGGUUCUACGAUUUACAGAGGAAGAUUGAGAGUGUCUUAGCUGGGGUUCUUGAAACGAUUCACAACAGAGGCUGGGAAGAGGAUGAUGGAGUUAUAACCCACAAUGCGGACGGUAUUUUCACGGAAGCAAGUCUAGAAAUUGUGAGGGACUUUCGGUGUUACACGGUCCUGUCAUAUUUUAAGCAGUACUUACAAGCUCUUGUCCAUGAUAUACCUCUUCUCUAAUACUACUCGAAUGGAAGAGUGAACUAAUGGCGACAUUUUAGGAUAUUAUACAGAAACCCACUCCACUGUCUUUCUCAAUGAUGAUCCACCAUAGGAGAUGAGGCUCAAUUUGCGGCUGACUUCAGGUAGUAAUUUUGACCUUUAUUGGCGGCUACAUGUUACGGCUACGGCUAGAUCGCCAUGUCAUCAGACAUAGCAACGCCCUUAGCUACAGCCGUAGCUGUAGCCGAAGCUGUAAAUUUAGAUACAGCCUAAUUUCGUAAAGCUAUUUAAACAACAAUACUGCUUAGCAAAAUGGAUUUGCUCAUCAACCAAUUAAAGGGCUCUGGUUGCAAUGUUGAGUGGCGACUGUUAAACUGCUUUUGCUAAGCAAGAUAUGUGCUGUGCUUAGUAGCUUACUUGAGAAGGGCUCUGUUGGUAAUGGGCUCUGAUGCUUUAGCUCUGGCUAACUCAAACAGCCAUAACCCUAGCCACAGAGAUGACAUUUUGUACAUCGUCCAAGCAAAGGUUAUACAAUUUGACAGCUAAAAUUAUCAAUACGUGAACAAUGAUUGAGCUUUUAUCUUUCUAAAAAAGGCAGCUUUUAUCAAAAGAAAUCAUUCCAUAAAGUAGUUUAAACAAAAUGAGAAGAAGCUGAGAAUGCUGUGCUAAAUUAUUUGAUGUGAGAACUUUCUCAAGAAAAGUAAAACAAUUUACCUCAAAUCUUCCUUGUUGAAACCGUGGCAAAGGUGUUUUUGAAGCAAACUAUUUUGAGCUAUGCAAGUACUUCAUAUCCUUACAUUGGCAUCUGUUCAUGCACAGUUCGAAUAGGCCAAUGUCUGGAAUUAAUAAGUUAUAAUUUAUUUAGAGAGACAGAUAGGAUGUGUACAUAUUAUUUAUUGAAGAGAAAAACAAAUAUUUUUCUAACUAUUUUUGUACAAAUCUGUUGCCACUUUUUGGUAGCAAUUAUAAAUAAAAAUGUUCUUUUGCAGAUGUAUUGUAUACAAGUGUUCAAACUAUAUGAAGUGGGUAUAGGGGUGAGUUGGGGUUUCAUUUUGCAAGUUUUCGACUGGAAUAGUCGGUAUUACAAAAUGAUCAAAUAGGGGGAAAAUACCAAUUGUUCAGCAUUGAAUGGUCAUUGUAGUUCAUCCAAAGGAGGGGGGGGGGGUAUAUGCCAUCUUUAGCUCAAAAUAUUGAGGCAAAUCUAAAAGGAAUGUUUUGAGUUACCGCUAUAAGGUGAAAUUUAACAUUAGAAUGGAAACUUCAUUUUUAUAUCGCUCAUAACUUAUUAUAUUAACGGACUAAGUGCAAUAGCCCAAUGUUUGAUGUUGUUAGUUUAUUGAGAACAAGGUAUGUAGUGAAUUUGUUUUAAUCAGGAUGGGUAAAAAAAGAACAGUUUGAUGGUUAUAAUGAAACUACCAAUUUAAAUGACUGGCAUUUGUUUCGGCCUUCCAAGGUAAUUUGUAGGAAAAUAGAAUGUCUUAUUGAUCGGUUUGAAGCUGAUAGAGUUGAUCCAACGAUUUUGGAUCUGAAUUACAAGAUAUGUUCUAUCCUUUAACUCAAAUCUCCUUGGACAGUAAUUACUUCGAUGUUCAAUUCUUACUCUUUUUCACACUUUUAAAUGAUUAUUUAUCCAUAAUGAUGCAUAAUUAGCGUUUUAAAUCUAAAACGAGGCCUACCUCCAAUUAUUUUGCAAACCUGUCGUGUUUCAAGCAUCUUCGUAUUAGUCCUUGUGUGAUGUUAAUAGUUAGAACCAGUCUAUUGUGGCCACUAAGCCUCGCUUUGGCAGUUCUGUCCACUAAACCUCACUUUGGUUAUCAGGUGUGGUCCAUAAAAAACAAGAUGGUUGCAUCAUUUCGAAAAUGUUUUAAAAUAAAUUCAUCAAGAUCUAAUAAUGUAUUCGAAAAAGUAAUAAUUACUUUUUAUAUUUUACUUAAUUUAUGUUAUCCGUGAUAUUCCACGGACAUGUCUGUUGACGUAUUCGAUACUUUUUACUAACCCCCCAGUUUUAGAAUUCCUCUUUGCAAAAUAAAAUGUUAAAAUAUUCCUGCAACUAAUAUAAUUAUUAAUAUUUAUUUAUCUAUUUAUUGUACUAAAUCACCGUCAGCCUUAUGUAUUAUUUUGA